Molecule: messenger RNA, 3520 nt
Organism: Musa acuminata subsp. malaccensis (wild Malaysian banana)
Lineage: Eukaryota; Viridiplantae; Streptophyta; Magnoliopsida; Zingiberales; Musaceae
Source: RefSeq, a predicted model, not a curated record
AGCAACAAAGAAAGAAAAGAAGAAAAAGAAGGUGAAGACAGAGGGGUGAGGUGUUGAGCAUUGAGGUGCACAAGGAGUAUGUGUAGGCCAAAGAUAAGCCUUCACCUUGGCACACAUCACAGUCUUUCAUCACCUUCUCCUGCCACCCUCCCUCUCUAUUUCAACUCUGGAAUAUUAGUAGCGGGGGAGGUUCAAAGCAUCAUCACAAAGAAGGGUAAAAAGAAGCAGGAAGAGGGAGAAAGCCAUCUCAUUUCCCUUGGUUUCUCUUGCUCUCUUUCCUUCUCCCUCAUUUCCUUUACAAUCCCCACCUACUUCAGCCGAUUCCUCCUCUUCUCACCUCUCUUGAACCAUCGGAGGCAUCCCUUUGCCUCGAUGACCGUGUGGCUGUUUAUAUGUUGUUAUUGACGGCAGAACGGUGGAGAUUGUAGGGAAGGCGCGAAGGAGGCUUCUUGCUGGUCGAUCUUUGAGAUUUCUGGAUCGUUUUUUGCUUCAAAGAUUCCUCUCAGAUAUGCAGCACAUGUAACCAAGGUGUAUGGUUUACAUGAAUCAAAUAAAUGCUUAUUUGCAUACAUAUGUUGUGGUUUUGAUCCAUUCUGGUUCAAUCGAGUCCUGUUUCCAACUCCAGUAUGUCGGAUUUGGAAAGCCCAAAUGCUGACUCUUGAAUGACUGGUGAGCUACACUUGAAUACAUCUUGCAAGGGUUGCAAGCAGAGGACAUACAAUCCCUGAUGCAGGGGCAAAGGAGUAGUUUUCAGCCCUUUUGUGAGGCUUUUGAAUAUGAUCGAGCAUCUGGUUCAAGUAGCUCAGUCAUGGAUCAGCAAAUGUUUUGGAACAACCUUCUUUUUAAUUCAGUAGAGAACCAUGAUUUACCCAGCAAUCCACUAUCACCUAGUGGUACUAACAUAUCCCGUGGAAAUGUAGUUUGUCAAGGGAGUGCCAGCCUGAAUAUCUGGGAUCCAGUUGGGACAAGCUCUAGCAUGCCCUCAUUAGACCAAGGCAGUAAUGAUGAAAUAAAACAGGAAUGUGGUUGGACCUUUUCUCUAAGUAAUCGAGACAGUGGGCCAAGGAUAUCAGACGGUAGAUCUGAAGGUAGCCAUACUCUUUCUUUUCAGAACACGGAUGCUGAACUUAACGGUAAUCAUGCCAACAAUGGAGAACCAUUUUCACAAUUUCUCAACUUUCGUGAGCUCCCUCAUAACUUGGACUACGGUUCAGCUCAUGUUGGAAUGAGUAGCCAGGUUCUUGAAUCAGGGCAACAUCAAGAACCGUAUAAUCCAGGUUUAAUGCAAUAUCAACCUGUUUCCUUCUCUGGAAGCUCUUCAGGUACAUUUGAGAGUUCUUCCAGAGCUAUUGAUUUCUUAUCCAACAAUGAUAGAAACAGACAACGAGUUGCACUGGAUGAUCAAAGCUUUUCACACAAGAGAAAGAACAUUGAACGAUUUCAUGGGGAGUCUUCAGCUAGCGGAAGCUCUAGUAACUUUAAUGAAGGUGUGAAACAUGCGGAAGAAGAAAUAAAUGCUGGAAUUGGCACAAGCACUAGGGUUGCGGCUUCUGAACACCAGUACUUUGGUAGUGCAGCAGUAAAUGAUGAAAGCUUCCAAAGGAAUAUUCGCACUAGAGUGAACCAUGCAGAUCUAACUAAUGCUACCAUACCUAACCCAUUGCACCAAGAGAAUUACAUUACUCAGUAUAAUCUUUGGCCUGCUCAACAGCCAUCUCUGACAAUCCCAUCAAAUCAGCCAUCAAAUUCUAGGUUAGUCGGUAGCCAUAUGGGGCCACGUAGGCAGCCUCUUGUACAAACAAUUCCUGGAUUGUCUCCAGAUCUGUACCCUUUCCCACAGAGUGGAACUUCCACUAGAGAAGCAAACAGUUCUUCAAGUUCUCCAGCAAUUUCAGUUGAUGGAGCAUCUAGGGAGCUAAACUCAAUGAGUGUUUCAAGUAAUCUAGUAGAACAAUUGUUUAUUCCCCCACCUAACACCAGGCAAUUGGUGCAAAACCAGACAAACCGGGGCUUGACCAUUGGCAACACAACGUUAUCAGGAAAUGGAGUGCCUACAUCACAAGUUGGCACCAACUCAGGUGUUUAUCAAUCACCAGGUGCAAACUGGGUCCCUCACCACCAACAUCGGCGCUUAUCAGAAACUAUACUUGGGUCUUUUUUAUCAUCAGUUUCUGAAUCUAGAGGUUGGAACAUGAGCCUUCCUCCACGUAAUGGCCAUUCUUCCACAUCACAGGAGGUUGGACGUCAUCAACCUGGAGCUGGUCCACGUAAUCAUCAGCAACUAUACAUGAGAUUCCCAAAUAUGUUGCACAGGCAAAAUGAUGGUGCUUUGAGCAAUCCCUUGUCCAUGCGGACUCUAGCAGCUGCAAGAGAACGCAGAAGCAGGACGUCAGAGAUUCGUAAUGUUUUUGAUCUCAUCCGUCGGGGGGAUACCUUGGUGCUUGAGGUUAGCUUUCAUUACUUAGCAUCGAGCUUAUGUUUCUACACCUUUUUCUCUUUCCCUUUUUAGUCGUAUGGUGAUAAAUUCUUUCAUGCAUGAUUGAGUUAUCUUACAUGGGUAUCGUUAAUUAGUGAGCAUGACUUUAUGCUCCUUAUAGCUUGGCUUUUGUCUGAUUGAGUGGCAUGUGUCUAGGCUGUUUAAAGUCAUAUUGAAGCCUAAAGAAUUUAUUUUGAUCUCCCAGGAUUACCAUUCAGUUAUUUUCCUAUCGCCAUAACAUGUAAUGUAGUUGUAUUGUACCAAAACCUCCAUGUCUGGCCUUUUAUUUUAAAUUCUAGAAGAAAAGACAUGUUCAUGUUGUAACUUCAUUUAAUUGCAUGUGUUUUCCUUUCUCAUUUAAUUGCAUGGUUGCUAUUUAUCAAACAGCUAGCCCAUGUCUAUCAUAGCUACAUAUCUUUUUUAGUAUUUGGUAAGGUUCACUUGUUGACAUGGGAAAAAUAUCUAAAUUGCAAGUGAUCUUAGGCGCGUAAAAUUUGCUCAUUUACUACAAAUGUGCACAUCAAAACUAGGCUAAACAGAUAUUUUCCAACCAUUAUCUUUCAGUUUAGGAGGGAUGGGGGGAUGGAGUGAGGGCUUCUCAAUGUCUGAUUUAUUUUUCGUUUGUAGAAGUUAGUUUCUUUUUUUUACUUCUCGCAAAGUAAUAAUAUUGCUAAUGUAAGUCACUUCUCAUUCUGGUUGAUCUGAAGGUUCAAUUUUAGCAAUGCCCUUUUGAAGUGUAGUUGCCUCUUUCUAUCAUGUUCUGGAAGUUUCUCUGAUCUCAAAUUUUUGUUGUACCUGACCAAGGGAUUUCUGUUUCAUUUGGGUCGUGAUUAAAAUUUAAUGUGGAGAUUUUGUUAUUGACCUUUAUCUUUGUAAAACCCUUUGUACGUGAGUACCGAAGUAAAGCAUCCUUUAAUAGAAAACUAGUUACUGGCGGACUUUAAAAGUGAAACUGGUUGUAGGGUGUCCUACAUUCUUAUACACGCAAUCCAAAACACUAUACUUUGCUGUAAUCCUGUAAAUUCCUAUAGAGAUGUAAAGAGU